Daucus carota subsp. sativus is the source of this 1539-nucleotide messenger RNA. Its product is annotated as flavonol synthase/flavanone 3-hydroxylase. Gene Ontology annotation, molecular function: 2-oxoglutarate-dependent dioxygenase activity. The transcript has 3 exons. Bases 128 to 1132 code for a protein of 334 amino acids. The record is from RefSeq and is a predicted model, not a curated record. Lineage: Eukaryota; Viridiplantae; Streptophyta; Magnoliopsida; Apiales; Apiaceae.
CCACAGGAAAUGAUAUGUUAUCACAAGUACGUGGCGUAUCAAAUCCCCUUGGAAAACAUUUCCUCAACUCAACUUGAUUACAAUAUACAUUUGCAUGGAGCUUAAUAUGCAUAUCUAAUUUGAGCUAAUGGGCAGUGCCAUUAUUCCCACCAUCGAUCUUUCUCCAUUGAUCGCUGCAACCGAGUAUACGAAAUCGCAAGCGGCAGGAACGGUGAAGAGUAACAGACCUGUUAAUAAGAUAGGAACAGAGACGGUGAAGAAAGAACUUAGCAGAGCAUGCAGAGAAUAUGGAUUUUUCCAAAUAGUGAACCACGGUAUACCCGUAGAACUUCUGAACCGAUCACUUGAACUUGCCAAGACGUUUUACGGAUAUCCUGAUGAGGAGAAGAUGAAGCGUGGUCCGGGAGCUCCUCCCAAGGGUGGGUUCACGAAGAACCCCCAACAUUUGCCUGAUAGGAACGAGUUCAUGUACAUUUUUGAACCUGGUUCUCCCAAAAAUGUGAUCCCUGAAAAUCCACCUCAAUUCAAGGAAGUGCUGGAGGAUAUCUUUCCCCAGUACAGGAACUUAGCUUCCCUCAUAGAGGACAUUAUAAAUGAUUGUUUGGAACUGCCACCAAAUUUUCUGAAAGAGUAUAAUGAUAGCAGGGACUACGAUCACCUACUAUCAUUGCACUACUUGCCAGCCUCUGAUUUUGAAAACUCAGGAAAAGUUGAACACGAGGAUGGAAACAUAGUGACCUUUGUGUUACAGGAUGAUGUUGGAGGUUUAGAAGUACUUCAUAAAGGUAAAUGGAUCCCGGUACCUCCAGCUCCAAGCACAUUAGUCGUCAAUGUAGGGGACACGCUCCAGGUGUUAAGCAACAACAGAUUUAAAAGUGCGACGCACAGGGUGGUGAGACAGAAAGGAACAACCAGGAACUCAUAUGCAUUUUUCUAUGUUUUGGACGUGGACAAGUGGGUAGAGCCAUUACCCCACUUCACCACACAUAUUGGAGAGCCACCACAAUACAGAGGAUUCUACUACAAGGAUUUUGUUCAGGGCAGGAUACAGGACAGGCUGAAUCCACCGGCCAGGUUGGAAGAUCGUUUCUGUAUUAAGCAUUAUGCAAUUUCCACUUCUAGUGGAGCAUAGUAUUCUAGGGAAUAGCUUCUUUAUAGUCUUCCAAUUAAAUAUGGCAUCAUACUUCAUUUACUUCUUUAUAUAUGUCACUCUUAUAUGAUAUCUAUUCAUCCAAGUGCUGGCCUUGUAUUGGCAAAAUUAUGUUAUUUGCUCGGGAGCACCUUUUAAUAGGUUUGCUGAAUUUGGCACAGAAUAAUAUUUAAAUUAUCAUUAAACUACUUUAUUAAUAAUUACAUGUGAUCAGUAUUCUAAAAAUUCUUGAUUUAACUGAUUAAUCUCCGACUAAUCCCUGUAAUGUUCGUACCCAUUUGGGUACUAAGGGUGGGUUGAUAACCCACAGCGGAAGGCAUUCUAUCCAAUAAGGCGGAUACUUCCGAUCCUGCUUGGACGAAACGGAAGAUAUUGUCGAUAAAUAGAAG